GUUCGUGUGAUAUAUAGACCUCAGCUUUUUGUUUAAAGAAAAGUGGCAAAGUUCCUCUGCAUUGUUCGCCCUAAUGCAGCUUCCUUUGGGGAAAUUCUCAGCCUUGGAUUUCGAACCUAAAUGAGGAUAAUUACUGGAAACCGAACGUGGGCAGGGAGAAUGACGCUGUAACGAACUAUUUGCCAUUCAUGAUUGGCCCCAUGAACCCCAGCUCCGUGCAAUGAUUGGCCCAGUUUACUAUCAAUCUGCAUGUUCUCAAGACCCUCAACUUUGAAACUUUUUUGCUAGGAGGAGUCAGAUUACUCACUCUUGUAACCGAUCUGGAAACAUAGGGAAGAAAAUACUGUUUCAAUUAUUUACAGCAACCCAGACAGACACAUUGUAGGGGUUACGAGACCCAAAACUUGCUUCCUCUAGCGCAGUCGGGUGUUACAUUCCCUUUGCCAACUGGUUUGCUUUUUGUUGACAUCAUGAAGAUUCGACGUUUAUCCUGAUCCUUACUGAACGGAGCCCAGCAACAUUGCAGCCUUCAUCACCACGGUUUUCCCUCUCCCGUAUCCGGUUCAAAGUUAAGAAAUCCAACGGGAGCCAUCAUGGAUUCCUUCAGCACCAAGAGCCUGGCGCUGCAGGCCCAGAAGAAGCUGAUGAGCAAGAUGGCCAACAAGACGGUGGCCAACAUGUUCAUCGACGACACCAGCAGCGAGGUGCUGGACGAGCUCUACCGCGUCACCAAGGAGUACACGCGCAACCGCAAGGAGGCGCAGAAGAUCAUCAAGAACCUCAUCAAGAUGGUGGUGAAGCUGGGCGUGCUCUACCGCAACAACCAGUUCAGCGGCGAGGAGUUGGUGCUGGUGGAGAGCUUCCGCAGGAAGGUGCACACGCUGGCCAUGACGGCCGUCAGCUUCCACCAGAUCGAGUUCACCUUCGACCGGCGCGUCAUGAGCGGCAUCCUCAACGAGUGCCGCGAGCUGCUGCACCAGGCCGUCAACCGCCACCUCACCGCCAAGUCACACUCCCGCAUCAACCACGUCUUCAACCACUUUGCGGACUGCGAAUUCCUGGCCACCCUCUACGGGCCGACGGAGGUGUACCGCGCGCACCUCCAGAGGAUCUGCGACGGCGUGAACAAGAUGUUGGACGAGGGCAACCUCUGACGACACUCACGCACACACGACACACCUCCCCCAACCUUCCCCUCCACAACCUCCCAUUUUUUUAAAAACAGAGAAAAUAGUGUGUGUUUGUGAACAUUUUAAUUGUUUUUUUUCUGUGUGCCUUUUGGUCUUUGUGUGUCCCUUCUCUUCCACGAGAUGACUCCAAGAGAUCUUCAGACUCGAUAACACUUUGCCCUUUGUCAUCUAUGACUAUGAUGAUCCUCUUCAUGCACACAGAGCACACUUCUUUUGAAGACUGAACUACCUACGUCCGUCUUUCUCUGAAGGGCCUGUGUUAUAAAAGUUGUGUGUGUCUUGGAACUUUGUGCUAAUUGAGGACAUCAUGUUGAGCCAACAAGCCUUAAUACUUUGUGAGAAUAUGAAGACGUUUAAAGCACAACUUGAAGCAAAACUAGCACUGUAGUAGUAUAAAUAACACGUUGAAGUACCAUUCCAGACUACAGGUAGUGUUUGAAUGUAUAUAUAAUCCCUCGUUUACAUCACCUUUUUCACUGGCUUCUCCAUCACCUUUACUGAUCUACUAUCUCUGCACAGCUGAGUUUGUUUUAUAGCAAGUAGUAGUACUCUUAGAUUACAGCAACACCAAAGCCUGUUUGUUUAGUCCAUGUUGCCGGUGCUUGACAAACCUGACCUUUUUAUUUUGGGAGCGAUAUACUGUAUACCAAAGUUAUGCAAUUCCACAGGACUUCCACAGCACAUUAAAUAUAGAACAGAUCUAGUGUAGUUCCAGGGUUGUUAGUAUUUGGUGGGAUAUGAAAAUAAAUGCAGACUUAUCAGCAUGGCCCUACA
Messenger RNA from Engraulis encrasicolus (European anchovy), 1964 nucleotides. RefSeq names its product tumor necrosis factor, alpha-induced protein 8-like 1 (gene tnfaip8l1). The record is from RefSeq and is a predicted model, not a curated record. NCBI's taxonomy places the organism in Eukaryota, Metazoa, Chordata, Actinopteri, Clupeiformes, Engraulidae. The transcript has 2 exons. Gene Ontology annotation, cellular component: cytoplasm. Gene Ontology annotation, biological process: regulation of apoptotic process. Bases 594 to 1154 code for a protein of 186 amino acids.